GCAGCCACAGACACACCAACAGCUACAGAAUGCCGCCUCAGCAGGGCAAUAGCGCGACGCCACAGUCUGCGCACCCAGAGGACGUCCUCGAGUCCCUGCCCACAAAACAUGACACAGACGUUACGGCAGCGGAAGAGCGCGCGGUCAGCUGCUCGGCCGUGCAGCGCUUCCUGAAGAAGUCCGCCUCGGAGGCGUGCAGCGUGGCGACGGCCCGCAAGCGGCUGCCCAUCCUGCAGUGGCUGCCCGCCUACACCUUGUCCACCCUGCUGCAGGACGCGGUGGCCGGCAUCACCGUCGGCCUCACCGCCAUCCCCCAGGGCAUCGCGUACGCCGUGGUCGCUGGCCUGCCUCCACAGUAUGGAUUAUAUGCUGGAUUCAUGGGAGCUUUCGUUUAUAUAUUUCUGGGAAGCUGUAAAGACAUUACAAUUGGGCCUACAGCCAUCUUGUCGCUAAUGACUCAAGACGCACUUGCUGGAAAAGGAGUGGAUUUUGCAAUACUGCUUUCUUUUCUCACUGGCUGCAUCGUAUCUGCAUUUGGUAUAUUGCAUUUGGGUUUUCUUGUGGAUUUUAUCUCAAUGCCAGUGACAACAGCGUUUACAUCAGCAGCUGCUAUUACUAUUGCAUUUUCCCAGCUGAAAGGUCUGUUGGGAAUUGGAGGCACUUCUAACGAUUUUCUUGAAUCAUGGUCAAACUUAGUGGAAAGAAUUACAUAUGUUCAACUGUGGGAUGUUGUUCUAGGAGUCUGUACCAUUAUAGGAUUGUUAUUUUUACAGAAACUGAAUGAUAUUGACAAGGGAAGAGAUCUUUCUGGGAGUUCUAAAGCAAGGAAAGCACUCAGCAAAGUAUUUUGGUUUCUGGCCCUGAGUCGAAAUGCAAUUGCCUGUAUUGUUGGGACUCUUUUGGCAUAUCUCAUGUACACGGAUGGCAAUGCUCCUUUUUCUUUAACAGGUGAAAUACAAAGUGGCCUCCCACCAUUCUCUCCACCACCAUUCAGUACAACAUAUCAAAAUGAAACAUAUAGCUUCCCAGAAAUGGUAUCUGCUCUUGGCACAAAUAUCAUCACAUUGCCUCUGAUUGCUAUACUGGAAAGUGUGGCAAUUGCUAAAGCAUUUGCUGGUGGGAAACCUAUUGAUGCUACACAAGAAAUGCUUGCCCUGGGAGUAUGUAACAUUGCUGGCUCAUUAUUUUAUGGAAUGCCAAUCACUGGAUCUUUCACAAGAACAGCUGUUAACCAUUCAUCUGGAGUAAAAACAACAAUGGGUGGCCUCUUUACAGGUGCACUGGUGCUGUUGGCUCUAGCAUUUCUGACCUCAACAUUCUUCUUUCUUCCAAAAGCGACAUUGUCAGCCAUUAUUUUGGCAGCUAUGUUCUUCAUGGUUGAUGUGUCUGUCAUCCCAUUGUUGUGGAGAACUAGAAGAAUUGACUUGAUUCCUUACUUCAUCACAGUCUUGGCUUGCCUCUUCAUUGGCCUUGAGCUGGGUAUGGUCAUUGGAGUUGGUGUGAAUCUCAUUUUCAUUCUAUAUGAUGCAGCCAGACCAAAAAUUAUCAUUAAGGAACGUCCUGUAUUUGACAUGAAUGUACUUCUAGUGGCACCACAGCAGAAUCUUAUGUUCCCGGGUGCAGAGUAUAUACGUGAGGAGGUAGUGCAGAUGUGUUCAGAAUCCCAACCUGCUGUUGUCAUAAUUGAUGGUGCAAAAGUGAAAUGGAUAGAUGCCACAGUUGCUAAGGUGGUGAAACUACUAAUGAAAGAUGUGACUAGUACUGGAAGUAAAUUUCUGCUCUGGAGGUGGAAUAAGCAAACAAAAGACACUCUAAUAGCUAUGGAUGAAGGCCUCAGAUCUUUCUUUUUCUACUCUGAAACACCUGAGGAUGUUAUUAAAGAAGCUGUAAAGCCACACAGAGAAACCUGAAAUGUGCACGAGAAUGUUAUGAGGAUGUAUCUCUCAAUGGGGUCCCCGCUGUUCUGAUGGUCACUUCAUCUACCAAUAUAUUUCAGUGAAACCACAAGAAGAUAUUUCCAACUACUACAAUUGGACUGCAUGUGGCCAAAGUACACAGAUUCAAUGUCUCUGCCAAGAACUUAUAGCAAACCACACUAGAAUUUAUCAGACACAUUAUUUUAAUAGCUUACAACAUUUUGCUUCUUUAGUGUGUGCCAGACAAGGAGAUGACCAAGUGUUUGCACAGUCUCUGAGAGUUAGGAAGAGUUGAAAGGGAGUGAAGCAGGUCUGCUCAUAUUAACUCACACUAGUUUUGUAGUGAAUGACCAAACCAUUUCAAGAUUUCACAACAAUGAUUUUGGGUCCAAUUUUCUACUAGUCAGUAUCCAUUAUAUGACCUUGUUUUUCAAUUGACAUUAAAUUUAUAGAUACGUCUAUGUGGCAGGGCAGAAUAUGAGUUCAAUUUGUAAAGAUCUUUUUUUUCCUAGGGCAUGGCCAUGGAGAUGAUUACUUCAGUUUCAUACCAAGCCAUGUUUAUUAGAUGCAGGAAAAGUUAUGAAUACAAAACAUUUGAAUCUGGUAAAAUGU
Molecule: messenger RNA, 2528 nt
Organism: Schistocerca americana (American grasshopper)
Lineage: Eukaryota; Metazoa; Arthropoda; Insecta; Orthoptera; Acrididae
Product: sodium-independent sulfate anion transporter-like
Exons: 12
Coding region: 30-1910 (626 amino acids)
Biological process (GO): transmembrane transport
Cellular component (GO): membrane
Molecular function (GO): sulfate transmembrane transporter activity
Source: RefSeq, a predicted model, not a curated record